Esox lucius (northern pike) is the source of this 2025-nucleotide messenger RNA. RefSeq names its product vacuole membrane protein 1 (gene vmp1). The transcript is spliced from 12 exons. Bases 33 to 1352 code for a protein of 439 amino acids. Gene Ontology annotation, biological process: Golgi organization; autophagy. Gene Ontology annotation, cellular component: membrane; endoplasmic reticulum; endomembrane system. The record is from RefSeq and is a predicted model, not a curated record. NCBI's taxonomy places the organism in Eukaryota, Metazoa, Chordata, Actinopteri, Esociformes, Esocidae.
GUCAUUGCAGUUUAUAGGACUGUAUAGCCUAAAUGUGUCAAAACAUUGAUUUAGAUUGUCCAAAUUCAUUAUCUGUCUACGGAAGUAUGUUAAAGACCAAUACUGUCCUCGAUUUAGCAGUGAGUGAGAUGGCAGUGAAUGGCGCAAACUGUGAACAUCAGAAGCGAGGAAGCAAAGACAAACAGAACGGUCAUUUUGCAGACACUCUGGUGAGUGAGAGGAGGCAGAAAGACAGAGAAAAGCGCCUGUCCCUGGUUUUGUGGAAAAGGCCUAUCGUCACCCUACAGUUCUUCCUCCUGGAAAGCCUAAUCAUAAUAAAGGAGUGGACAUUAAAAUUAUGGCGAAGAAGGGGUAUGGUGUUCUUGUUCCUGGGCUUGUGUUCACUCUUCUCCCUAGCCUACUCCACUGAUGGAGCACACCAGAUGUAUGUACAGUACCUAGAGAAGAGGUUCCUGUGGUGUGCCUAUUGGGUAGGCUUGGGAAUCCUGUCGUCAGUUGGCCUUGGGACAGGCCUACACACCUUUCUACUUUACCUGGGUCCACAUAUAGCAUCAGUCACCCUGGCUGCAUAUGAGUGUGGUUCUACUGACUUCCCUGAGCCCCCCUACCCAGACCAGAUCAUCUGCCCAGAUGGAGGGGGGGUGGAAGGCAGCAUCUCCCUUUGGUCCAUCGUCUCCAAGGUCCGCCUCGAAGCCUGUAUGUGGGGGGCAGGUACAGCCAUCGGGGAGCUGCCCCCCUACUUCAUGGCUCGAGCAGCCAGGCUAUCUGGAGCAGAUCCAGAUGAUGAAGACUAUGAGGAGUUUGAGGAGAUGCUGGAGCAGGCAGAGAGCGCACAGGACUUUGUCACAAGAGCAAAAAUUGGUGUUCAGAACAUGGUGCAGAAAGUGGGAUUCUUUGGGAUUCUAGCCUGUGCAUCUAUCCCUAAUCCUCUAUUUGACCUGGCUGGUAUAACAUGUGGCCAUUUCCUGGUACCAUUUUGGACUUUCUUCGGCGCAACGCUUAUUGGGAAAGCAAUCAUCAAGAUGCAUAUUCAAAAACUGUUUGUUAUCAUAACGUUCAGCAAGCACAUAGUGGAGCAGAUGGUGUCCCUUAUCGGGUCUCUGCCGAGGAUAGGUCCUUCCAUACAGAAGCCUUUCAGCGAGUACCUGGAGGCCCAGAGGAGUAAACUCCACCACCACACUGGAGAAGGUACCCCUGCGAGUGAGAACUGGCUGUCGUGGGUAUUUGAGAAGGUGGUUCUGGUCAUGGUCUGUUAUUUUAUCAUCUCCAUCAUCAACUCCAUGGCUCAGAGCUACGCCAAGCGACUACAACAGAGUCAGCCACAGAGGCACUCCGAGGAGAAAACAAAGUGAUAAGAGACUAACUGACUGUGCGGAGUGGCUUUGUCUCUCAAACUAACCUCAUCCUCUUCAGUUCAGAAGGCGAAAACUGGCCCUAUUCUGUGUGUGCUUACGGGUGUAUGUGCUGUUUGUUUUGUUUGUCCUUAUAGUUCUGUAGUUUGCCCUCAUCUGUGUGUAGUGUGUGUGAUUAAUUAAAUAAUGUAAGGAUAUGAUUAACCCUUUCUGAGCAGCUAAGCAGCAGCUGGAUGUCAACUGUUUGGCUGGCAAUUACACCAGCUGCGAUGCCUUAUGCAAGGUGGAGGGUCCUACUUCCAUUGAACACAGUUCUUAAUUGCUAGAUUUGUUCUUAAUUUGUGUAUGUUGAUUUGACAAUGCUAUGGAAGUUUUUCAGGGUUAAAUUGUUUUGUCCUGUUGAUCAGAAAUAGACUGUGUUAUUUGUUUAUGGAAAGUUCAAGUUUGGCAUUGAAAAUAGCAAUAUCAAGUCGGAUCAACGCGGUAUUGAUGGUUUGCACAUCCUGUAAAUAAUCUUGACGGUAUGUAUGCACAUGUAUUUUUAAUGGGCUAGACUAACUUGAACCAAAAGAGAACAAAAAGGAAGUGAUAUAAUUUGUAACUUAAUACUUAGUGUCAUUUUAUGUACAUUUACUGAAUCUGUGAUCAGAAUAUAUAAAAUGCCUAAAUCAUC